Eurypyga helias (sunbittern) is the source of this 423-nucleotide messenger RNA. Its product is annotated as eukaryotic translation initiation factor 4E-like. Gene Ontology annotation, cellular component: cytoplasm; eukaryotic translation initiation factor 4F complex. Gene Ontology annotation, molecular function: RNA 7-methylguanosine cap binding; translation initiation factor activity. NCBI's taxonomy places the organism in Eukaryota, Metazoa, Chordata, Aves, Eurypygiformes, Eurypygidae. The record is from RefSeq and is a predicted model, not a curated record. Gene Ontology annotation, biological process: translational initiation. The transcript is spliced from 4 exons. The annotation marks the transcript as partial.
CACAUCCAGCUCGCCAGCAAGCUCACGUCUGGCUGCGACUACUCCCUCUUCAAGGAUGGCAUCGAGCCCAUGUGGGAGGACAGCCAGAACAAGCGUGGCGGGCGCUGGCUCAUCACCCUGGCCAAGCAGCAGCGACACACUGAGCUGGACCGUUUCUGGUUGGAGACGCUGCUGUGCCUCAUCGGGGAGAUGUUCGACGAGUACAGCGAUGAGGUGUGCGGCGCAGUCAUCAACAUCCGCGCCAAGGGGGACAAGAUUGCCAUCUGGACCCGGGAAGCAGAGAACCGGGAAGGGGUCACCCACAUCGGGCGCGUCUACAAGGAGCACCUGGGCCUGUCGCAGAAGGUGUCCAUCGGGUACCAGGCCCACGCGGACACGGCCACCAAGAGCGGCUCCCUCACCAAGACCAAGUUUGUGGUGUGA